CCUAAUUUUGCUGUCGUUUGUUCGUUUUUAGAAAAAUACGAAAGUUUGUUGAGUUUGCCAGAAAUUUCUUUUGACAAUUUAGAAAAAUGGAUAACGGAGCAGCGUCCGAUGUGUCACACAAUGAAGGACCUGUUGAUGGGCCUUCUGAAAAGGUGGAAGUCCUCAGUCAAUGAUGAAAGAUUUAGCAGAUAUUUAGUAAAAUUCUGUCAGACAUAUUCGUUAGAAGAUGCUUCUCAAUUAGAGAAGUUGGGAUUUGAGAAAUGUGAUAUCAAUCUGAAGCUUAGGCUCAUGAAGGCCUUGAUGGAGCAGCAGUUUGAUACAAAUAUGAAGUUCAAGGACAAAUUAGAUGGAAUGCCACCUGAUUUGCUGAGAGUUCAGCCAAUAGGAAGAGAUAUUUAUGGCAGGAAAUACUGGUCAUUUAUGGAUAAAGACAUGAAUUUAAGAGUAUUCUGUAAGGCAGCAUCUGAUGAUGAU
This is a messenger RNA of Helobdella robusta, 474 nucleotides long. RefSeq lists its product as hypothetical. The transcript is spliced from 5 exons. Gene Ontology annotation, biological process: regulation of DNA-templated transcription. NCBI's taxonomy places the organism in Eukaryota, Metazoa, Annelida, Clitellata, Rhynchobdellida, Glossiphoniidae. Gene Ontology annotation, cellular component: RSF complex. The record is from RefSeq and is a predicted model, not a curated record. The annotation marks the transcript as partial.